UCGCUAGCAUCAUGAACACCCAGAUUUGCACCCCGACCUUGUCCUCUGGCUCUGUCAAGGGCCUCUGUGGCACAGCAGGCGGUUUUUCUCGGGUGUCUUCCAUCCGCUCCGUGGGCUCCUGUAGGCCCUGUGGUCCUGCAGGGUCCGUCUCUUCCUUCAGGACGAGCCUGUCUGGUCUUGGGAGCUGCUUUUCUGGCUCCUACCUGCCCUCUGGAUGCCAUUCCUCUGGCUUUGUGGGGAGUGGGAACUGGCUCUGUGAGGGUGCCUUCAAUGGCAAUGAGAAGGAGACCAUGCAGUUCCUGAACGACCGACUGGCCAAUUACCUGGAGAAGGUGCGGCAGCUGGAGCAGGACAAUGCGGCGCUGGAGAGCCGCAUCCGGGAGUGGUACGAGUGUCAGAUCCCGUACAUCUGCCCCGACUACCAGUCCUACUUCAAGACCAUCGAGGACUUCCAGCAGAAGAUCCUUCUGACCAAAUCUGAGAAUGCCAGGCUGGUCCUGCAGAUUGAUAAUGCCAAGCUGGCUGCUGAUGAUUUCCGGACCAAGUAUGAGACGGAGCUGUCCCUGCGGCAGCUGGUAGAGGCUGACAUCAACGGCCUACGCAGAAUCCUGGAUGAGCUGACCCUGUGCAAGGCUGACUUAGAGGCGCAGGUGGAGUCCCUGAAGGAGGAGCUGCUCUGCCUCAAGAAGAACCACGAGGAGGAAGUCAAUACACUCCGCUGCCAACUUGGGGACCGACUGAACGUGGAGGUGGAUGCUGCCCCACCCGUGGAUCUCAACAAGAUACUGGAUGAUAUGAGAUGUCAGUAUGAGACCUUGGUGGAGAACAACCGCAGAGAUGUCGAAGCGUGGUUCAACACCCAGACGGAAGAGCUGAACCAGCAGGUGGUAUCCAGCUCUGAGCAGCUGCAAUGCUGCCAGACAGAGAUUAUCGAGCUGAGACGCACGGUCAACGCCCUGGAGAUUGAGCUACAGGCCCAGCAGAGCAUGCGGAAUUCUCUAGAAUCCACUCUGGCUGAGACAGAGGCCCGCUAUGGCUCCCAGCUGGCCCAGAUGCAGUGUCUGAUCACCAAUGUGGAGUCCCAGCUGGCUGAGAUCCGCUGUGACCUGGAGAGGCAGAAUCAUGAGUACCAGGUGUUGCUGGAUGUCAAGGCCAGGCUGGAAUCGGAGAUUGCCACCUACCGCCGUCUGCUGGAGGGCGAAGAUUGCAAGCUUCCUGCCCACCCUUGUGCCACAGAAUGCAAGCCUGCAGUGAGAGUCCCCUAUGUCUCUUCUACACCCUGUGCCCCGACUGGGUCCUGUACCCCGGCCCCUCAAGUCAGCACCCAGAUCCGCACCAUCACUGAAGAGAUCAGAGAUGGGAAGGUCAUUUCCUCCAGGGAGCAUGUGCAGUCCCGUCCUCUGUGACCAGCCACCGGCUCUCCAGCCAGAGCCUGCGGUCAGGGGAAAGAGGACAUCCCUGAGGCUCCUGGCUCCUAGAUGAUUCUACACUUCUCUAGAGGGUUCCUCUGCUUAGCAGGUUUUUCUAUCAACACUCUUGUUGUAUUUUGCUUCUGAUCUUGACUGUGCUUUUCAUGCCAAACCAGGUUCCCCUGGAAAUGUACCCAAUAAAGUGUGUCCUCUUGGCAUAGCAAAC
Molecule: messenger RNA, 1635 nt
Organism: Dipodomys ordii (Ord's kangaroo rat)
Lineage: Eukaryota; Metazoa; Chordata; Mammalia; Rodentia; Heteromyidae
Gene: Krt36
Product: keratin 36, type I
Exons: 7
Coding region: 12-1406 (464 amino acids)
Molecular function (GO): structural molecule activity
Source: RefSeq, a predicted model, not a curated record